Messenger RNA from Miscanthus lutarioriparius, 1041 nucleotides. Lineage: Eukaryota; Viridiplantae; Streptophyta; Magnoliopsida; Poales; Poaceae. The record is from the annotation of a GenBank genome assembly.
AUGAUGAUGGGGAGGCGCGCCGGCAUGGCGGUGGCGGUGGCGGUGGCGCUCCUGCUGGCGCUGUCGUCCUGCGGCGAGGCGUCGGCGAGGGGACCGAUCAGGAGACCCCGCAAGAAGACGCUGCCGCCAGGGCAGAAGCCUCCGCCAAACUCCAAGUUCUUCCCCAUCACCCCCGGCAGAUUUGGGCACAAGCGCAACUACGAGGCCUCCUGCGCCGACGAGAACGGUCCGUCCUGCUACGUCGGCUGCCCUUCCGAUUGCCCAAACUCCUGCCUCGUCUUCUGCGACUACUGCCUCGCCUUCUGCCCUUGUGACAUCUUCCCGGGCACCUCCUGCGGCGAUCCGCGCUUCACCGGCGGCGACGGAAACACCUUCUACUUCCACGGCAAGAAGGACCAGGACUUCUGCAUCGUCUCCGACGCCGACCUCCACAUCAACGCCCACUUCAUCGGCAACCACAACCCGGCCCUCAACCGCGACUUCACCUGGGUGCAGGCGCUGGGCGUCACCUUCGGCGACAACCACCGCCUCUACGUCGGCGCCCGCAGGGCCGCGGAGUGGGACGAGGACGAGGACCACAUCCAGGUCACCUUCGACGGCGAGCCCGUCGACGUCGACGCCGUCCGCAACGCGCGCUGGGCGUCCAGGGCCCUCCCCGGGCUCUCCGUCAGGCGCACCAAGGACGUGAACGCCGUCGCCGUGGAGCUGGACGGCGUCUUCUCCAUCUCGGCCGGCGCCGUGCCCAUCACCGAAAAGGACGACCGGAUCCACAAGUACGGCAAGACGGACCGCGACAGCCUCGUGCACCUCGAUCUCGGAUUCCAGUUCCAUAACCUCACCGACCACAUCGACGGCGUGCUGGGGCAGACCUACCGCCCUGGCUACGUCACCAAGGUGAACAUCAGCGCCAAGAUGCCCAUCAUGGGCGGCGCACCCAAGUACCUGUCCGAGGGCCUCUUCUCCACUGAUUGCGCCGUCUCCAGGUUCCACUGCAGCGACUCCAUUGCCGCUGCCGGCGCCGUCACCACAUAUGCCUCUUAA